Messenger RNA from Epinephelus moara (kelp grouper), 4080 nucleotides. It is a transcript of the gene bicral, whose product is annotated as BICRA like chromatin remodeling complex associated protein. Gene Ontology annotation, cellular component: SWI/SNF complex. Bases 578 to 2977 code for a protein of 799 amino acids. Lineage: Eukaryota; Metazoa; Chordata; Actinopteri; Perciformes; Serranidae. The record is from RefSeq and is a predicted model, not a curated record. Gene Ontology annotation, biological process: positive regulation of DNA-templated transcription. The transcript has 13 exons.
UCACAGGAAAAAAUGAUAUAAAAAUAUUAAUACCAUUUUUAAAAACUAAAUAAAAAAUGCAAUGUAAGUGGGAUCUCUUCAAAACACAACAAAUUCAUUUCUGUACAAUAAUAAUUAUCACCUGAGUGUAAGAUCUGUGUAUUCGCAGGUAACCAGGCAGCACUUGUAUCUACAGUAACUAUGGUCAUACCUGAGCAACAGCAAGGUGUGGCACUGUCACCAGAGGCCCGCCCUCUACCGUUGGUAAUGAUUAAGACUAAUAACAUUUAUCUGCUAUUCAUUAGGACAGUGAAACAUGUCGUCAUAAUUCAUAUUAAUAUAAAAAAAUAUGUGUAUAUUAAUUACACGCGGUUGUUCUUGCAUUUCCUACUCAUAUUUUGAGAGUCGUAUUGUACCGUUGUGGACUGGUGAUUUGGGCUGCCUUGUUUCUGUGCACUACCCCAACAACCCGUGCGGUGAUGGCGAGGAAACCCCGUUGACAAGGCACUGCUUUUUCAUGACGUUUCUCACCCUGCAGCCCACGAAGCCAAGGGUGUUAAAUGACUGAAUCCAUGCUUCCUGCUGGAAAAUCUGUGUCAUGGAUGAUGAGGACGAUCGCCAUCUUCUGGAUAUUUUAGGAGAUGUGGAUGCACUGAAUGACUAUCUCCAUGGUAGCAACAGCAAGUCUAUUGAGGAGGAUGAUGUAAACAAUGCAGCUUAUGGGUCAGAUGGAUCCUUCUUUUCUAGUGACACCGCUGGCUCCAACGCUGGCCUCAAGGAUGGCUCCUCUACAAUGGGUGAAUUCGGCGAGGAUUCAGCAGGGGCAGGCCUCCAGCUCUCCAGCAGCCUUUCAUUUAUCGAGGAUGAAUUGGGGUCUGGGAACUCCCCUGGAGGGGUGGAUCUUGGAGGAGAGGACCAGCCCUUUGACAUCCUCCAGAAGUCUCUCAUGGAGGCUGACAUCACGGAACAGACGCUGGCCCAGGAGGCCUUACUAGACUCCCAGCCUGCUCCCACUCUGGUGCAGGCUCCUGUUCCCUUCCCCUCCCAGCUGGUUUCUGGGGGUUAUGGCGGAGGAGUGGGUGUGGUGACCACGGCGACAGCUGCUUUCCCCACAGGCCAGUUCCUGCAAGGGGUGUCUCAGCUGCCCAAUGGUUCCGCCCAGCACAUACAGGUGUUGGGCUCGUUUGGGGCCGGCGGUGGCGUGAUGACUCUGAGCAGCUUGGAGAGAACUCCUCAGCUUGUGCUGAGGGCGGGGGCGCCUGUAACUGCAGCAGGGACAGCAGCAGGGGGGCAGGUGUUUGCCCCUACCCAAGGCCAAGUUGGUUUGCCUUUCAAAAACAUCCCCCUUCAAAACAUCAUCAUCCAGAGAGGCCCGGGAGGGACCCAGACUCUUGUCAGACCCAUUCAGCCUAAACCUCUUCAAGCUGGGGCUCAGACUGUCUACAGCCUUGGUCUUCAGCCCACUCCCACCACCCUUGCAAAUGUAGUUAACGCUAACACUGCUUCUCCUGGGGGACAGUACACAGCCAAUGGCUCCAUUGUAGUGCAGCCGCCCCUGGAGCAGCAACAAGCACAGGCCCAGACAAAUAUACCACCUGGGCAGUACUUGCUGCCCAGCUCUUUGGCACUCACUCCGGCCAGCUCCAUCCACAACGGCCCCGCCGACCCCAACUCAAACACCCUCAUUACCAGUCAGAAUGCGGUGCAGAUUGUUGCAGGGCAGAACUUCACCGCACAACCAGGAGGCCAGCUAAUAUUGAAUCAGGGAGUAGUCAACAGGAGUCAGGUGGGAGGGGGAGUAACUCAAACAUGGACCGGAGUUUCAUGUGCGAACCCCGCCCCCGUACAGACAUCAUGCGCUCCGGGGCGGCUGACUCUGGUUGGCCCAGCGACGGCGGGGAUCGGCGGUCAAGGCCAAGUGUCGGCUAGCCCUGUUCAGCGCCUUCUAGUGACUCAAACUCAGAAUUGCACUUCUCUGUCCCCUUUAGCUGGUACUGUGACGCAGGAACAAGACUACAGACAGAAUUCUUCAUCACCUGCCCUCAAACAGGUGCAGCUCAGCAGCAUCCAUGCCAUGACAACCAUGACUCAAGAUUCAAAGCUGAACUCACAGGUCAGUGCUCAGAAGAGACCGGCCCUUCCGCCACUUACAAGAGGAGAAAUGAUUUUACAACAGCUGAGGAAGGAUCACGCUGGAGUUCAGACCCCGGAUCAGCGUCGAUUCAAUUCAAUCAAUGAUGCACUGCAAAGACUCCUCCCUUACCACGUGUUCCAGGGGGCUCCACCCAGCCAGGAGGAGUUCUCACAGGUGGAUGAAGAAUUUGAGGUAGUUGCAGCCCAAGUGCUGAUGAGGACCCACGCCAUGGUCAACAAAUACAGACGGCUACUAAUGGUGGAAGCUGAGCGUUCCAGUCCGUCGUCAGAAAUGGUGAUGAUCGACAGGACCUUCAACCAAGAGGAGCGCAGCAAUCUGACACAAGACAAACGCAUGGUACUUGUGGAUCCAGACACCUUCAUGGAGGACUUCUGUUGUGGGAUGAAAUCUAAACUUUUCCAAGAACCCCUCCCCUCUCAGUCGUCGUCCAGCUGUAGCUGGAAUCAGUCAUCAGACAGAGGCUCUACAGAGCCGCCAUACAGGACAGACUCUCAGCCCGGGUAUGGAGACCCGGGAGGAGGUGGAGCUGCAGUACCAGGGGCAGCAGAUAGACUCCACCCUCCACUCUUAGAAAACAAGAGUGUCCUGGAACUCAAGAGAUCCCAGCAACACUAUGGGCCCAGCAGCGCCAGCAACAACAGCCUCACCGCUGCCAACAGUUAUCCCCAAGGUAACCCCUCAGCUUUCGCAGCAUCGUCAAGAGGACAGACGCACUACCAGGUGUCUCACCACCUGUCCUCCCCCCCGAUCCAGCCCCAAUACCCCCCGCAGCUUGCCUCACCCCCUCACCCCGACACAGACUCUGCUCUGGAGGCGGCAGUCAACAGCAUCUUGGAAUGUUAAGACUGAUAUCAUCCCUAAUGUAUGGUUUCAACUUCUUUUUUUUGUUGUAAAACUCUCCUGUUGUAAUAUUUGUCGCAUUCCCCCACAACCCAGUGUGAAGAGAGGCUAACUCUUCUUUCAGGUCUGUUAUCUUUGUGAAACCAUCUCCGGCCAUGUAGCAUGUAUUUAGUUUGUUUUAGUUUUUGGGGGGGGCGGGGGUUGAGGCCUGACGCAGGAGCCAGAGUCUCCAUCAAGGUGCCAGGUGAAUGCAGGCACUUAAACUUACCUAUAAAGAUCCGGGAAUGUGUGCAAUGCAACGGACUCACAGAUGGAACAUGUUCUUUUCAAUUUAAAGUUAUUUUAAAGGGGUAGGGUCCGUAAUUUCAGUAGCUUGAAUAUAAGAGUGUCCCUCUCUUCACACACAGGAAUUAUUAAAGGGAUAGUUUGGAUCUUUUGAAGUGGGAUUGGAUGAGAUCCUUAUUCAUAGUCAGUGUAGCACAAACAGUAGAUGUUGGUGGGCACGCCCCCAGUUUAGAGAAGCAGGCUGGAGUCUGACAUGGAAACUAAGCAAUGUACUUCUGUGGAUGGGGGCAGCAGCAAAACGUACUUUAGCCACCUAAAAAAAAUCAAUAUCAUUGAGUGUGCGCUAUAUUAAGAAUAUUUUCACCUCUUUACCUUGCUGUCAGACGCCAAUAUUCGAUGGGACACUGAAGCUGUUACAUUGCUUUCAACAAAGCUAGAAUCUAUUUUCAAUAACAGUCAUUUUAACCUGUUGAACACAGAAACUGCUGGUCUACCACUGCCUUAGUCAGUUUUAAUUGUGUCAUUAGUCCUGUUACACUGCCUGUUCAAUGGGGAACUACUGCGCCCUUAUGUUGCCUCGCCGUUCUGUAUAAAAGCUAUGAUCAAGGAAUGGAGCUUGCCUUUAAGCUGGUAGCGGAGGUAGUAGCAGCACCAAGACAACGUCUAUGUAAAAAGGGGCAGCUGGCAGGGCAGAACAGGUGUGACGUUUUGAGGGUAUGUGCGCAACCCACUCUGUGAUGUUUAAAUACCAGCUGAUAGCAGUUAGCAGCUAACUUGAAGAAAAACAGUGGCCGAACAUGUAUGCAAAUUGGAAAAAACAA